Histoplasma mississippiense is the source of this 501-nucleotide messenger RNA. RefSeq lists its product with no specific name. The transcript is spliced from 4 exons. The coding region runs from base 1 to 501 and encodes 166 amino acids. The record is from RefSeq and is a predicted model, not a curated record. Lineage: Eukaryota; Fungi; Ascomycota; Eurotiomycetes; Onygenales; Ajellomycetaceae.
AUGGCCGUGUUCGCUUUUCCCCAUGUGUUGAGCUCCCAGGCGGCACGAGAGCCGAGGCUCGCAGAUGUAUUAUCGUCCGACGAAACCGAAUACGAAAGUGAGAAUAACAGAACAGAGAUGUUCUACUUACUUUUUCUUCUCGGCGUGAGGGUAUCUGGAUUGGGUUCUUACUGUAUUAUUAUCGAUGAGGUGAAGAGGUCGAUGUGUAGUAUAUUCUCGGUAGGUAUCCGAUGCAAAACCAAUAAUGACAUGAUGGAGGAUGGAUGUGUCUCUGCCCGUCAGACUCAAGACUCAGGCUGGAACUAUAUCCGGGGAAAGAAAGGAGCCAAAAAUGAACACGCGGCCAUCGGCGGUCCUUCCAAGUUCUCAGGCUGCCUUUCACGAUUCCAGGCUUCUCCAGGGGAAACAAGGUUUGGACCCAGCGACCCGGGCCCCUGGUGCCAGCUCAUCAAUAGGAGAAACCCACCAUCAAACACCGGUCAUCAGUUCGUUGGGCGUUGA